AUGCCACAUGGUCUUCUGUCGUAUUCUGGAGAGCUCCCCCACCAUAGGUCUAGACAAGGUAAUGACGGAGUUUGCCUAAAACUAGGUAUGCGAUUCAACAGGAGUAGAGCACAAGUCAUUACAGUUAUGGCACUAGGGAUUUGUACUCUUAUCUAUUUCACGUUUAUGUUCUACUUAACUGACAAUGUUAUCAUUGAUGAUCAGUUCUUAUCUGCAGUGCCAGAUUCAGUUCUGGAAAAGAGACUUGAUUUCCAAUCUAUGGUGAUAGAUAGAAUGUGUUCAGAUGUAACCAAUGUCUGCUACACAGUCAAUGAUAUCAAAAAUGAAGAGGAAGUUAGUCGACAUCUUAUAGUGGAUGGCUUUGACGGAGAAAGUGAUACUGUGAUGAGAUUAGUCCCACCAAACAACGCACGGUUUGACACAUCCGAUACAAGGAUUUGGACUAUAAAUUAUCUAGAGAUCGACACCCAAUAUCUAGCAGCGCUACUAGUUAGUCCUUUCCUUAUAUCAGCAUUGUCAUUAGAGAAGAAUGCUGAUGAAGGUAAAUCAAUAUUGGAAAUCGGAUUAGGUGGAGGAAGUUUCAUGAUGGCUUUGAAUCAUUACAAACCUGAGGUUAAUAUAACAACGCUAGAGCUUGAUCCUAUUGUUUUACAAUUGGCUCAUAAAUGGUUUGGCAUUACAGAUAAUGAGCGGAGACAUGCAAUUUUAGGUGAUGGCUUAGACUAUUUGAAACAAAUGAACAAAACAGGCACGAAGUUUGAUAUUAUUGUGUUGGAUGCAUGCGACAUUGACAUCCAAGUCCCUUGCCCUGCGACGGUUUUCCGGAACAGGAAAAGUGUACAACUGAUACUCGACUCUCUCAAACCAUCAGGCGUUGUGCUAGUGAAUAUUCUCGCCUUUCCGGAAAGAGAUGGAUCGCCAAUUGAGGUAGUCGGUAUGUUCUCUGAAGUCUUCCAAACAUGUCUGCAACUCAAAAUGACUAAAGAGUAUAAUAUUAUCAUGAUCUGCAUGUCAUAUACUAUUGGAGAUGUUAAUCAGCAAAUAACUUUCUACCAGUCUCGUUUACAAGCUGUCACAGAAGCACUAUCAGUCACUAACAUUUUACAAAACAUUGAGGUUUCGAAGAACUAA
Molecule: messenger RNA, 1131 nt
Organism: Auanema sp. JU1783
Lineage: Eukaryota; Metazoa; Nematoda; Chromadorea; Rhabditida; Rhabditidae
Source: the annotation of a GenBank genome assembly